Messenger RNA from Chelmon rostratus (copperband butterflyfish), 687 nucleotides. Its product is annotated as ribonuclease P protein subunit p25-like protein. The record is from RefSeq and is a predicted model, not a curated record. NCBI's taxonomy places the organism in Eukaryota, Metazoa, Chordata, Actinopteri, Chaetodontiformes, Chaetodontidae. The transcript has a single exon. Gene Ontology annotation, biological process: tRNA 5'-leader removal. Gene Ontology annotation, molecular function: RNA binding. Gene Ontology annotation, cellular component: ribonuclease MRP complex. Bases 1 to 687 code for a protein of 228 amino acids.
AUGACUGAACCCCGGGGUCAGCUGAAGAGUUCAAAUGGUGCAAGCAGCACUGUAAUGGAACUGCAGUCUGCUUCAUUCAGCCCUGAUGUCCCAUCUACAUCUUUGUCUACAAAACUUGGCGGGAGUAACUUCAGGAGGGUCAGCCGCACAGAGGACAGCAGUCCCUACCCGAUCCCCGGCCUGGCGGCAGACAUCCUGCACAUGAGGGUGAAAGAAGGAAGCAAGAUCCGCAAUUUGCUUCGCUUUGCAACAGCUCGCAUGCAAGGGGAGGGAAAAGACGGCAAUGGGACAUCAAAGAGACAGGUGGUCUUCACUGGCUCAGGAAGAGGGGUCACCAAGACCAUCACCUGCGUGGAGAUUCUGAAACGUAGAGUAGGAGGGCUGCACCAGGUGUCCAAGCUCUACUACAAGACAGUGAAUGAGGUGUGGGAGAGUCCUCAACAGGGAGCACCAGGUAUAACCAUGCAGAGGACAGUCCCUGCUAUCUGCAUCCUGCUCUCUAAAGACCCUCUGGAUCCCCAGGAGCCUGGAUACCAACCUCCUCAAACCCUGAGUGUUCCCACAGAGGAUCGAGAGAGGCAUCAAGGUCUUCUGAGGCCAGCUCACAGUCCCUCCUCACAGCACACAGCCAAGAGAGUCUGCCUGGAUGACUGGAGUGUUUGUUCUCCACGAAUGUCCAAAAUCUGA